Messenger RNA from Microbotryum saponariae, 2236 nucleotides. NCBI's taxonomy places the organism in Eukaryota, Fungi, Basidiomycota, Microbotryomycetes, Microbotryales, Microbotryaceae. The record is from the annotation of a GenBank genome assembly.
AUGGCUAUCACCAAGAUCUUCGGUCGUCAAGUGAGUGGUUGUCUCAUACCUUGUGGUCACAACCUGCUGUUGCUCAUGGGACGUGGUCUGGUGCUUGCCUGCUCAGGUCUGGGACUCGCGCGGAAACCCGACGGUUGAAGGUCAGUGCAGGACACAUGGCUUACGCUGCACGUGACACGCAUCACUGACGUUGCCUUGCCGCUUCCUUGAACACAGUUGACGUUCACACUGAAAAGGGUCAGUGAUCGUGGCUCUCGAGCACAACAGCUUGCAGCCCCACCGCAACGUGUCCGCCGCGCCUUUGCUCGAUUCGUCAUGCCAAUCUGGCAACCACGUCCCAUCCCCGUGUCCCCGUGUCCCCGUCGCAGGUCUCUUCCGUGGUACGGUUCCUUCCGGUGCCUCGACCGGUAUUCACGAGGCCGUCGAGCUCCGUGACGGCGACAAGUCCAAGUACGGUGGCAAGGGUUAGUUUUCCCACUCUCUCCCUUCCCCGUCCUGAAGGUCUUUAUCGAAACGAGGGCCAACCCGCAACGGUGGCCCUGCGCUUCGCUGUCUCCGGGAACCGGCGCUGACAGUAUCGCUUCAUACCCACACCGCCAGGUGUCCACAAGGCCGUUGCCAACGUCAACGAUGUGAUCGCCCCCGCCUUGAUCAAGGAGAACAUCGACAUCACCGACCAGAAGAAGAUUGACGAGUUCCUGAUCCAGCUCGACGGCACCCCCAACAAGGGCAAGCUCGGUGCCAACGCCAUCCUCGGUGUCUCGAUCGCCGUCGCCAAGGCCGCUGCGGCCGAGAAGGUGUGUUUUCUAGCACUGUGAUCUUGACGCCUACUGUGGAGCUAGGACCUUGCGCACCGUUGCUGCCAUCCCUUGCCUGCGCUCCGCUCUGAGGGGGCGGCGGCGGCGGAGUGGGGUGACGAUAGGUCCACGAAUCGAGCCAGGAGCUGACUCUCUUCUUUGCACGGCUUCAUAUCUCCUCUAGGGUGUCCCCCUCUACCAACACUUUGCCGAGCUCGCCGGCGUCAAGCCCCCUUAUAUCCUCCCCGUCCCCGCCUUCAACGUCAUCAACGGCGGCUCCCACGCCGGCAACGCCCUCGCAUUCCAAGAAUUCAUGCUCUUGCCCGUCGGCGCCAAGGACUUUAACGAGGCCAUGCAGAUGGGUACCGAGACCUACCACAGUACGCGCACUGAUACGAAUGGUAUGCAAAGUUGGAGGAGUUGAGGAUUGAAUCGUCUCCCCUUCCGCUCAACAGUCCUCAAGGCCGUCAUCAAGAAGAAGUACGGUCAAGAUGGCGAGUUGGUGUCAAGUGCCCAUCAUAUGAAGUUGAGGCUCCAAGUACUGAUCGACAUUUUCAUCUUUCAGCCGUCAACGUUGGUGACGAGGGUGGAUUUGCUCCCAACGUCCAGGGUGCCGAGGACUCGCUCGAGCUCCUCAAGGAGGCGAUCGAGAAGGCUGGCUACACCGGCAAGGUCAAGAUCGGUCUUGACGUUGCCUCGUCCGAGUUCUACAAGGACGGCAAAUACGAUCUCGAGUGCGUACAGAGUAAAAACAGAGUCGGCCUCGAAGCGGAGAUCUGACUCAUCUCCUACGCUCUGUCUUCGCACAGCUUCAAGAACCCCAACUCGGACCCGUCCAAGUGGCUCACCGGUGUCCAGUUGUCCGAGGUCUACUCCAAGAUGGUCCAGGACUACGACAUCAUCUCGAUCGAGGAUCCCUUCGACCAGGACGACUGGGAGGCGUGGUCGCACUUGCGCGCCAAUUCGCCGAUCCAGAUCGUCGGUGACGAUUUGACCGUCACGAACCCGAUCCGCAUCAAGACCGCGAUCGAGAAGAAGGCGUGCAACGGCCUCUUGCUCAAAGUCAACCAGAUCGGUACCAUCACCGAGUCGAUCGCCGCGGCUCAGCUCUCGCAGUCCGACGGAUGGGGUGUCAUGGUCUCUCACCGAUCCGGUGAGACUGAGGACACGACCAUCGCUGAUCUCGUUGUUGGUCUCGCUGUCGGUCAGAUCAAGACUGGUGAGUUCUCGGAUGGACUCGUUGGCGGCGUCGCUAUCGUGGGUCGAUUUGAAGCUGACCCUUACACCUCUUGAUAUAAGGUGCUCCUUGCCGUUCCGAGCGUGUGGCCAAGUACAACCGAUUGAUCCAGAUCUACGAGGAGAUCGGAUCGUCGGCCCAGUUCGCCGGUGACAAGGGUCUUUCGUCCGGACCCAACCCCGCCCCUCUCGCCAAGCAGUAG